Eruca vesicaria subsp. sativa (arugula) is the source of this 1611-nucleotide messenger RNA. The record is from the annotation of a GenBank genome assembly. Lineage: Eukaryota; Viridiplantae; Streptophyta; Magnoliopsida; Brassicales; Brassicaceae.
GAUUUCCUCAUACUCUCUCCUUUGCUUACGAAAGCCCUUCUCUCUCUCCUCUUUGUUCUUCAUGUUCUUCAUACAACUCUCUCUCUGAUUCUCUAAAUUCUCACACAUUUAACGUUUGUUAUGUGUCUCAGAUCUCUUCUCUUCCUGAUUCUAUACAUACAGAGGUGUGAUUGUUGCGACUGAGCCCAAGCUAUAGAAUUAUAAAUUUGAGGUUAGGGCAUUUUACAUGUUCCAGGAAGAAAAGAACAAGUACAAGAGACCCAUCUUCAUCUGUAGAAGUGGCAACUCUGGAAGAAGCCACGCAAAAAAAAAACCUACAAAGAUGUUUAACCAAGAUAUUAAGCAAAGAAGAUAUGUAAUCAGAUUCUUGAUUAUAGGUUAUAGGGGUUUUAAUAAACCUGUUAAGAUAUUUAUGUUUCUUUUGGUGGCUCUUAUGGUGCAUGUAGUUUUGAACAGAGCAUGAGUUUCUUUCCUCGAGAUCGAAUCUUAACUUGAUAUUAGAAGUGGGAUUGCAGUCACUGAAUACACCUGUGAGAUGCUAUGAUUUGUGAGUGAGUAAUGGUAAUAUCCAAGAAGGUCCUCUCCACUACGAUGUUAACAUCUCGAUCCGUCCAAUUGUGCAAGGUGGAAUUAAGAAUUUUAGUGUGUUUCAGUAAUUAACAAGGAAGUCGACUAUGUGGUAUCAAGACAUGAACUUCUCUACAACCAGGGGUCGACCAUAUUGUAAUGAUACAAGUAUACCAAGUUUAGCAUCUACAGAGCAAGAAGCCCUAACAAAUAACCAUGGGCUGUUAAAUCAUAAUAUUCCGAGAGAGGGUCCGAGGGAGCUGACGAGAACGAAAGCUGAAACCAGAAUUGAAAAAAAGAGUCUGAAGCAUCAAAGGAAAUGGAAAAGGGAUCACAAUUACACAAAGUCAUGGUAUGAUAGAGGUGCAGAGAUCUACCAAGCUGAAAAAUACAGAAAGGGGGCACGUUAAAAGUAUAAAAUCUCUUGGAAGUUGAUGUAAGAUAUAUUUUUCUCUAAGAAAAAUGAUAAUGAAAAAGCUUCUAUCAGGCAUAAAGGAUCUGCGUAAAUAGCAAGAAUGAUAUUUGAUCCCAUGAAAAAGGAAGGCUAAAGAUGAUAUGUUUAAGGACAGAUGUAAAAAACCAAAAUAAGGAAAUAAAGGUUGUAGGAGUUAUCACCAUGGCAAACGUUAACAUAGAUAUUUUGUAGGUUAAUUCGAAACCUCUUUCUAGCAUUAUAACUUCCAACUAAAGAAUUUUAAGCUAUGUUUUUGCUCUGAUAUUUUCUGCACGAGAUCCUUAGAGAAAUCGAUAAGCAUAGCUUCCCAAAAGUCAGUAGCUUCAUUGGCAAGAAGACGCACAGUAUCCGGUUUACUUAUCAAUAUAUACCAUUGUUCAAAAACGCGUCCUCGGCGGCCGUAUAAUCGCCGGAAAAAUGUGAGCCGGUGGCACACCGUAGCGUUUUACUCCGAUUCAGUUGAUUCAUCGGAAAAAAUAAAGAGUUCAUUGUUUUGUUGAUUUCUAGUUCGAAAUCACAUAAUAAUUGAUAGAUCUGCUAUAAUAUUUUUGUUACAAUCCACAAUAUUAACAAUGAAAAGCCAUGAAACC